UAGACCGGCUUUACCUCCUUCCUUCACUCCCCAGAACGCCGAAGGAGAAAAGACCAGAACACAGAAUGCACAGAAAUGGCGCCAAAAGACUCGCAGCUCAGGUUUCCAUUGGAAGCACAAAGGCCUUCUCUGCUUCUCCUCUCUCUUGCUCAUCUCAUACCUACCAUGAUAUUACAGAUGGUCGAACCCUUGGUCGAGUUCUUGAAUCUUGCAAAGCCUCCUCAAAUUUUAAAAUGGCAACUGAAACUCAUGCCAGAAUUAUUAGACUUGGGUAUGGAACUUACCCGUACCUUGUAGCUUCUUUGAUAUCAACUUAUUUGCGCUGUGAUCGUGCUAGUAUUUCUUAUCAAGUUAUUGAUCAAGUUCUCUGUUGGGCUUCUGAUCUGAUCACUGUGAACAUAGUUAUCGAAAGUCUUAUGAGAAUUGGAGAGUGCGAACUUGCCAAGAAGGUGUUCGAUAAAAUGCCUGAACAAGAUACAGUUACAUGGAACUCAAUAAUUGGGGGUCAUGUUAGAAAUCUGCGCUUUGAGGAGGCAUUAAGAUUUUUCAGGAAGAUGCUUAGAUCAACUGUUGAACCAGAUAAGUUUACAUUUGCAUCUGCUAUAAAAGCGUGUGCAAGACUUGGAACACUAAAUCAUGCUCUUUGGGUUCAUGGUUUGAUGAUUGAGAAAACAAUUGAGAUGAAUUAUAUACUGGGUGCAGCUCUGAUUGACAUGUACUCAAAAUGUGGAAGAAUUCAAACUGCAAAAGAGAUUUUUGAGAGCAUUCCGCAUAAUGAUGUGUCAAUUUGGAAUGCAAUGAUCAAUGGGUUAGCCAUCCAUGGGCUUGCUGAAGAUGCAAUUGGAGUUUUCUCAAAAAUGGAGAUGAAAAAUGUUUUGCCUGAUUCUAUAACUUUUCUUGGAAUUCUGACAGCAUGUAGUCAUUGUGGUUUGGUUGAAGAAGGCCGUAGGUAUUUUAAGUUAAUGUGUGUUGGGUAUUCAAUUCAGCCAGAACUCGAGCAUUAUGGGGCGAUGGUAGACCUCCUUGGUCGUGCUGGGAAGUUAGAAAUGGCAUAUGCCAUGAUCAAAGAAAUGCCAUUUGAACCAGAUGUAGUUAUAUGGAGAGCACUUCUCAGUGGUUGUAGAACUCAUAAAAAUCCACAGCUUGGUGAAGUUGCUAUUACAAAUAUAUCACGUCUCAGCAGUGGGGAUUAUGUGUUGUUAUCCAACAUCUAUAGUUCUCUGAAUAACUGGGAUGGCGCAGAGCACGUUAGAGAAACUAUGAAAAAGAAGAAAGUUCGUAAAAAUCGAGGGAAGAGUUGGUUUGAGUUGGAUGGUGUUAUCUACAAAUUCAAGGCAGGAGAUAGAUCUCAUGUUGAAACAGAAGCAAUCUAAGAAUUUUUAGAAGAAUUGAUUCAAAGAACCAAGUCGGAAGGAUUUCUACGUGCAACAGAGUUGGUUGUAAUGGAUGUAUCUGACGAGGAAAAGGAGGAAAACCUGAACUAUCACA
Carica papaya (papaya) is the source of this 1488-nucleotide messenger RNA. The record is from RefSeq and is a predicted model, not a curated record. NCBI's taxonomy places the organism in Eukaryota, Viridiplantae, Streptophyta, Magnoliopsida, Brassicales, Caricaceae.